AGAGACCCCCGGCUCCACCUGCACAAAAAUAUGGAAGAGAACACAGUAUAACACAGAUAUGUAACAUAGUUACAUAGUCUUUCAUAUCGUUUUUCUUGAAUCAGUAAAAUGUUAUCUUCUCUCAUACUUAGUUGUACCAUAGCCGUUGCCAUUGAAGUUAUUAGUAUUAUUAAUGAAACGAUUUAGCUUCGGGUAAAUAAUGGGCUAAACUCUAUUUGUUUCUUACUUUCUAUGAAGUUUUGGGUAGUAAACACAGUAAUGUAAAAAGGGUCUAGUUCUAUUUUUUUCCUGGGGUAAGGCUCUGUACAUCUUGACCCCCAGUCGUCAAUGGAAUUUGGAUUCUACCAGGUUUUGCUAUUGUCGUUGGAAAUUUAUUUGCACAUGUGUGGUUUCCUUUGUACCUAUCAAAUGUAGGAUGGCAUCUGUUAUAUCAAAGCUUGGCUUUUUAUUCAUGGAUCAAGGCUUCUCAAAGCUGCUCCUGCCCAUUUGCAUCUCUGUCAGCACUUGCUGCAGUGCUUCGGGAUUCAUUUAUCAGACACGUGGCUUGAAGCACGGGAGAGCAAUUGUAGUUUCUACAUGUGCUGCUGUUGCAUCAAUAGUUAGUGGAGUAGUUGCCGGUAUGCUUGCAUUGGGUGAACAGUUACCCUCAGCACCGAAAGCGCGUCUUCUUCUUCUCCUUGGAUGGCUCUUUAUUAUUGUUGGUGUGAUGCUGCUGGUCACUUCAAAGCGCAUAUUACGUUGCCUGCCACGACCCUGGGGAAAUGUUGUUCGAACUGGUGCAGCAGAGAGGAAUUUGGGGUUGAGGCAGUCAAGCUCAAUGCGGACCAGAGAUCCAAGCCCCACUGUGAUCGAAGCGACCACAUUGCGCCAUUUAAUAUCGUCUCCUUCCAACAAAGAAAAGGAUUGAACCUGUUUCUGAAUUACAUUUGGCCAGUUGGUGUAUAUGUAAGUAUUGGCUUAACAGAGAGAUCAUAAAUCAAUGACAGUUGAAUGUUAGCUUUAUAUAUGAUUUGUGGCGACAGGCAUUUUUGGCCUUCCUCUUAGAUGAUGAGUAAACGGUCAUAGUGCUA
Molecule: messenger RNA, 1070 nt
Organism: Cuscuta campestris
Lineage: Eukaryota; Viridiplantae; Streptophyta; Magnoliopsida; Solanales; Convolvulaceae
Source: the annotation of a GenBank genome assembly